UGAAUCUUGCGGUUUGCCAAGCCAAAAGGAGCAUUCUGCGUAAAGAGAAAAAGCAUGUGCAUGAGAAUAUUCUGGAAUUCUUAGGGAGCAGGGAGAGUUUCUCUGUGGAUUUGGAGAAGGACUGGCUGGGCUGCGGGAGGAUGGUGGGUGAGGUGGGCAGGGUCAGUUAUAUCACGGCACAGCUGAUCAGAAUUUGGUGUCUUUUUGCAGUCCACAGGGUUGGCAGAAUGUACCUCUAAACGGGUUGAUCUGAGGUAUGAUCGUAAUAAUAAUGAUGAAUGUUUAAAUUUUGAAAGUUUAUUACAGUAAAAGACACACUGGCAUUAGUCCCCUCAAAAUAGUCCUCCCUUGUUCUACUUAUGAAGUCUCCAGCCCACCUCCCCUGUUUCUGUCCUGUUGGGCUGUCUUUGACUUGGAUUUUACCAGAACGCAUGCCCGCAGUCUGGCUGCCUUGUCUACUAACUGCCAUAUUCCCCCCGGCUUUGAACACAUUUGUCUCAUCAUUUUUGCCACGUUCUAAGGAGAUUCUCUUUCAUGAGUGUAUUUCUGAGGUGUGAUCAGAACUAUGGUGAGUGCUGCACCCGAGUGCCGGCCAGCAGAAAGCCAGGCUCAUAAAAGCAUCACAGUGUGUCUUCAUCCACCUCAUUCACCACGUCUGACACCUGGCAACUUCUGGCUCCUCCCCAAAGUGAAGAUGACCAUGAAAAUAAACAUUUUAAAUUGAUUCAGGACAUCAAGGACCCAGGUCAAUGCAGAUAAAGACACCCAGGAAAGAAGACUUCCAGAAAUGCUUCAGAAAGUGCCAAACACAAUGGAAUCCUGUGCUUGAAGCGGGUGGUCAUAUUUUAAGAGAGAUCAAUGGCAAGAUAUCUUUCUCUGUAACAAAAACAAACAAAAAUGAAACAUUCACUGUAUUUCUCAAUCCUGCUUCAUAUUUGUAUCAGCUUGUGUUAGAAACAGGACGCUGACUGCAAGUCAGGUUCAGGCAGAUGCGCUUGAGGAAGGAGGCCCCGUGGAGGCUGUGUGCUUUGGCUAAGGGAGGAAGCAGGCUGGAGUGAGGCUUGAGGAGCAGGUAAGUCAAGGGAGAUGGGGGUUGGGAGGGACAGGCUGAGGAGAGGAAAGACACCGGGCUUUUUGGACCCGGGCCCAGGAGAAUGGCCACACAUCUAAAGGCCAGCUACGUGGACCCAUCUCCGUGGAAAUAUCUGUUGGAGUGGCUCUUGAUUUAAGAAGAAACUUUUUGGUUUCAGAACUCUUUUGUACCCCUGAAUAUUUUGAAGGACAUCCAAGAGCUUUUGUUGCUGAGGGUUAUAUCUACCUAUUGAAAUAUACUUUGAAAAAAAGAAAAAAAAAAAAAAAGAAAUAUACUUUGUUAGAAACUAAAACUAAGAAAUAGAAAAUGAAUCCAUGUAUUUUUAGACAGCAAUAAGCCAAUUAAACCUUUAUGAGAACUCUAUCUUCCAAAACAACACGAAAAAGGUAAGAAAAAUGGUAUGAUUUUUUUCACGUCUCUUUAUGUCUAGUUUCAUAAAAGACAGCUGGAUUCUCAUAUCUGCUUUUGCAUUUAAACCAUAGCAAUACCAUAGGACAGAUAGCCUCUGGAAUGUUUCAUGGGAUACUCAUGAGAGGCAGAGGGUAAAAUAAGCAAAUUAUCUCUCCGUAUUACUAUGAAAUUGUUAUUGAAAUUAUCGUUAUGAAAUUAUGAGUUAUUAUAUUUUUUACCUCAUGGAUUCCCUGAAAAAGUCUUGGGGCCUCCAGGGUUCUCUAGACUACCCUGUGAGAACCACUGAAUUAGACACUUGGCAGUCUCUGUUGAAUGCCAGCCUUCUGAGCUCCCGCAGCACUCCGUUUACGUAGUGUGCAUGUGCGUGGCGUUGUGUGGUGUGGUUUACAGCUGUGUGUGUGCUCCGUAGGAGGUCGUGUAGGGGCUGCAGGAUGGCCUGGGCAGGGGCUCUGCACUGAAGGAGGAGCAGAGGAAAGAGCUGGAAAGAGGUUGGGGGAGAAUCAGGCCAAGCUAGGUAGUCUGAAGGGGCAUACAGUUUCAAGAAGAGAAAGUCCCUGACUUUAAAAUUGAAAAUAAUGAGUCAGUGUGGUUCACAGAGUCAAAAGGAGCAGACGGGUUGGGUGAGGCAAGGGUCGUGAAGAUACUUUUGCACUUGGCAGUUAGAAGGUGACCCUGGGGGUAGUUUCAGUGCUUCAGCGGGGGUGGCACCAUCCUGGGCAGAGAUGGAGCGGGAGAUGAGCGAGUGAGGACUGCAGCAGAGGCUGUCUAUCCAGGGCUUGGUUGUGAAGGGCCCUCUGCGUGCCAGACCCUGACCUCGCUAGCUCUGCCCCAGCCCCUGUACUACAGGGAGAGGCCAGUGAGAGAAUUCGAAGGCCAAGUGGGAGCCGGCACAGUCAUGGAUGCAGCAAAGGAUUCAGAUGGAAGAAUAGGAUAACAGGUGAGGGACCAGCAAUGCUGAGAAAAGGACAACAUAAAGAGAAUGUGCAAAAAUCUUCAGGGAGCAGGAUUUCUAACAGAGAAAAAUGGAAGACAACCUAAAUUUCCAUCCUUUGACAUAUGACUAAGCCAUGGAAGGCAACAUCCAUCCAUCCAUCCAUCCAUCCAUCCAUCCAUCCAUCCAUCCCUCAACAACUAUACAUUGAAAUUCAGCUGUGCCAGGGCUGAUUCAGAUUCUAGGGAUACUAUAGGCAGCAGGACAAGUAAAUUGUCCUGGAAAAAAAUUUCCAAAAUGCAUUUGUAAUAAGAAAGGGAAGUUGCCAAACAAUAUGUCCAGUGUGGCAUCAUUUAUGUAAAAGUCAGACCAAACAACCCUAAAACAGUCUUUGUUUGUAUCUAUUAAUUUUCAAGUUAAAUGUGUAGAGAAAAUGCUGAAGACAUGCAAACAUGAGCAGACUUAGCAAGGGAGGCCCUGGGGAGUCAGGGUCUGUAGUACUCUUUAUACUCUUGUGUUGUUUGACUUUUUCACAGUAAAUAUAUUUUCAUGAUUAGGGCUAUAUUUGAAAUUUCUUUGGAAGGAUGUAGAUCUUUGCAGGUGGAAGAGAGAUCAGCUUGUCCCAAGUGCUCAUGUUGGUUUAGUCAUCAUCUCCUUCUGAAAAUACCAUAGUGAGAAAUAACUAUUUUCCAAAACAAAAGAAUCAGUCCCCUCCCGCCACCUCAUCACCCCACAGGUGUAGCCCAGGCAGUAAUGCUGGAGAGGAAGGGUCUGAUCUGGUCUCCUUCUGACUUCAAAUAUUUAUCCUUCUCUGUGUCCACAUUUCAUCUUCCUGUGCGGACUGGUGAGUCACUGGACAAGGGCCAAUGCUGAUGACUUUGUUUCAAAGGUCCUAUCUCCAAGCACACUCACGCUGUGAGGUCCUGGCUUUAAGAACUUCAAUGUGGGAAUCUGUGGGCCACCAUCCAGCCCUGCACAGAGCCUCAGGCAUAUUUCCUUGGCCUGCUCUGAGUGCCGGGUGCCCUGCUCAGCACCUGCCACCCUGGGGUGUGGUUGGUGAACCCUGCACAGGCGCGUUGGGGUAAAGGCCUUUGAGAAUGCACAAGCGCAGCAGUGUGAUUGCAUCUGCGGCUCCCCAACCACACUGAGCAACUGAAAAUCCCCAAGGGGACCAGGCUUAAGGUGAUUUCCUGACUGAUAAGGCCGGAGCAAGGGAGUGUGUACACAGCUUGCCCUCAGUUACCUGGCAGCCUUGUUGCCACACUGCAUAGAAAGCACCUGAUGGACAUUGUUUUUCCUUCAGCUCAUGCCUGUGGGACUCUGCCAGGACGAAGCUGGGGGCAGGACCUACACAAAGUGCUGGCUGGUACAGUAUGGAGCGCUCGAACAAGAUGGAGUUCUUCCAGAAGCUGGGCUACAGCCAGGAGGAUGUGGUCAGGGUGCUGGACAAGCUGGGUGACAGUGCCCUGGUCAAUGACGUGCUGCAGGAGCUGAUCCGGACAGGCAGCCGCCCUGCAGCUCAGGAGGUCCCAGACAGCAGCACUGGGCCCCUGCUUGUUCCCAGGGGCACCUGUGGGGCCCGAGACUCUGUCUGGCGGGGCCCAGGGCCAGCCCGGGAAGAGGACUCCUGUGACCUGGCCAGUUCUCUGCGUCCCAUAGUGAUUGAUGGCAGCAACGUGGCAAUGAGCCAUGGAAAUAAAGAAGUCUUCUCUUGCCGGGGAAUCCAGCUGGCUGUGGACUGGUUCAAGGACAGAGGACACACCUACAUUAAAGUUUUUGUCCCAUCCUGGAGGAAAGAGCCAUCCCGAUCUGAUACCCCGAUCAGAGAGCAGCACGUGCUGGAGGAGCUGGAGCGGCAGGCGGUGCUCGUGUACACCCCGUCCCGCAAGGUGAACGGCAAGCGGGUGGUCUGCUAUGACGACCGCUACAUUGUGAAGGUGGCCUAUGAGAAGGAUGGUGUCAUCGUCUCCAAUGACAACUACCGAGAUCUGCAGAGCGAGAACCCUGAGUGGAAGUGGUUCAUUGAGCAGAGGUUGCUCAUGUUCUCCUUUGUCAAUGAUAGGUUCAUGCCUCCUGACGAUCCCCUGGGCCGCCAUGGACCCACCUUGAGCAACUUCCUGAGCAGGAAGCCGAGGCUCCCAGAGCCAUCCUGGCAGCACUGCCCCUAUGGCAAGAAAUGCACCUACGGCAUCAAGUGCAAGUUCUACCACCCGGAGAGGCUGCACCGCGUGCAGCUGGCGGUGGCAGACGAGCUGCGCGCCAAGACGCGGGCCCCGCCGGCUCCUCAGGAGCCCGGCACGCACAGCCUUGCCCCCGCGGCCCUGGCCGCCCUGCGAGGGGGCUUCUCGCGGUUGGCCGUCAGCGACAACUGGGUACCCACAGGCGGUGGCAUGGGCAGCGCCGGGCAGCAGUGCCCCGGAGAGCUGGGGCCAGGCCUGAGCAGCCUCCCACCCCAGCGGAGCCCGAGCGCCCCUGGCAACCUCCCGUCCCAGCUGUGUGCACAGGCCCAGCAGUGGGGCACACCCGGCUCCAGGGUCCUGCUUCUCCCACGCAGCCCGCCUGAAGACCCUUGGGCCCCACCGCCCAGCUCGGACAGCUUUCUGGGUCGCUCGGUCUGGGCAGAGCCAGUAUGGGGCGACAGCGCCCUUGGGGGACCUUAUGGUCUGCGCUCCCCCCAGAUGGAGCGCAAAGUAGAAGCGCAUGCUCCAGCAGCGUCUUUCCGCUAGACCUGGCGGACCCCGGGGUGGCCUGGAUCCCAGUUCCUUCCCACUGGGCCAGGCGCAUCUGGCUCAGGCAGACAUGGGACAGGGCUGGUCCCAGUGAGUGGCUUAGUUUUGCCUGACAACUUCAGGAAGUGGACCGAUUGAUGGUUGCCAGCCUGGGCCUGAGUCCACUCCAACAGGACCUCUUUUCUUUACAUUGGUCAGAAGAUCUGCUUUCUCCUCUUUGACAGCAGGUGCCCCCAUGGUGGCACUUGGUGACCCUCACUGAGGGUCUGCACCGUGCGGGGAGCCUUGGUCUAAAACAUCUGUUUGUGUCCAGCUGCAAGUGGGUCACAAAAUCAAUUCAGUGUUGGCGGCACACUUGUAAUCCCAGCACUCCGGGAGACGGAGGCAAGAGGAUUGCAAGUUUGACCCCAGCCUGGGUGAUUUAAUAACUUAGUGAGACCCUGUCUCAAAAUAAAGACAUUUGAAAAGGGCUGGGGGUAUAUUUUAGUGAUAGGCCUUGGGUUAAAUUCCUAGUACCAAGAAAGGGAAAACAAUUCAGUGGGUCAUCUCCACACAUGAACAGAAUAGGACAUAUCAGAACAUACCCCCUGUAAUCAGGCUGAGUAUAAGCUCAUUUCUAGAUGUGCGUGCCUGUGCAACUUGGAAAGCCGUGUAAACUUGAUGUGAUUCAUGGUUGAAAGUUUGAAAAAAGUUAGUGAAUGAUCAUGAAUUUCAUUGCAUCAAAUAAUGUUUGAAAUACGUACUCUGGUGGCCAGGGGACGUUUGCUAUGGGAAGUUUUCAGGUUACCCAUUGCUAACCUCAUCCACAAGGGGACCCAGCACUGCAGUGUGGCUGUGUGGGAUUGCCAGAAGGUGGGGCCACUUGACCCCCAGGGCCUGCUCAGGGGCCCUCUGCCCCCAUCUGUGCACAAACAUGGCACCACUUAAAUAUCACACACAUACACACUGCACACCACACAUACACUGCACACCACACAUCACAGUGCACACCACACGUCACGCCGCACACCACACAUACACACUGCUUCGCUCAGUGUUUGGGCUGUCUGUUUUUUUCACCCACCCAGCACAGUAGUUUCUGGCACGAGCGCUUCUAAACCAUACCUUACAGUAAACCUGGGCCCAGGAGUCAGAAGUUUCUGCCCAGGAACGUUCAGGUGCAUCAGCAGAGAGCCGGGCCCUCGUGGGGGAUUUAUUGCCACUAUGGAGUUGUUCUGUUUCCCCCAGACAGCUACUGCUGUGUUCGCGGGAGAAGGGGACAGCCCAUUGGCACUGGACAAGAAAUGAGACAGUGCUGCCGGAGCGUGGAGGCCACACUGUCAGCGGCCCUGGCAUGCCCGGGCGGCACCCACCCGUUCUGGUCGUCAUGACCGCCUUCGAGAUGGUGGCUCCCAUGUUUGUUAGGGGAUUGGUAGCUCAGCUAUUCAGGGAGCAUGUGGGCAUCUGCCCGUGGAAUGUGGUCCUCAAUGCCCUCAAGUCCCUGCUGCCUGGCAAGAGCAUGGAGAAACUCCUUCCAGUUCAUUCCUGGGCUGAACUGCACGUGUGGCUGGCACAGCCAAGGGGGUGCCUCAGAGAGACGCCUUCCAGCUCUUUUAUUCACGGUAAAUGCUGUCCUCUGGGCACACCGCAGUGAUAUGCUGCCAUUCUGCGCCUUUGUGGUACUGGGGAUUGAGCCCAGGGCCUCCUGAAUGCUAGGUAGGCACUCUGCCACUACGCUAUACCCCCUGCCUUUUUUCUUUUUGUAUUUCAACACAGGGUUUUGCUAAGUGGUCAAGGCUGACUUCAAACUUGUGGUCUUCCUUCCUCAGCCUCCCCAGUAGCCGGCAUUGCAAAUGCUCAGUGUCUUCUCUUUAACCCCUGUUCUUACCUGGCCCGAGCCAGGUCUAUUCCUUACUUCCUUUUCCUAAGGAGAAUGCUGUGCCCACAAGGCUGCCUUCCCAUUUGGGGGUCUCUGCUCUGAAGAGGCUCGCUCAUCCCAGGGCAGGUGGGUUUGCCUCACGCCUGUGUCCUCUUGACGUGAUGAGCGUGCUGGCUGAGCAACCUUUGGUUUCUCUGGCUUUCUGUCCUGAUGGAGAAUCACUGGAUCGCUUAUUUACAGUUGGAAAUGUUUAAACUGCUUCCUUUGAGGACAAGUUUGAGUUUUAGUAAGCUGUAAAGCUAUUAUGUUUGGUUCAAUGGGAUGAAGAUAAGUGCCCUGCUCAGGAAAGGUGACAAAACAGCACAUUUCAAGUGUAAUCCCCUUUGGAAUUUUUCCAAAGUCUUAGUAUGUCUUUGUGACACAAAACAUAGAUGGCACUGGUAAAUGGAAUGUUCCUACUUGCGUGGCGGUUACUGUGCUCCAGAAAUAAAGCCCUUUUACCACA
Chinchilla lanigera (long-tailed chinchilla) is the source of this 7527-nucleotide messenger RNA. It is a transcript of the gene Zc3h12d, whose product is annotated as zinc finger CCCH-type containing 12D. The transcript has 5 exons. NCBI's taxonomy places the organism in Eukaryota, Metazoa, Chordata, Mammalia, Rodentia, Chinchillidae. Gene Ontology annotation, molecular function: mRNA binding; RNA endonuclease activity; metal ion binding. Gene Ontology annotation, biological process: nuclear-transcribed mRNA catabolic process, RNase MRP-dependent; 3'-UTR-mediated mRNA destabilization. The record is from RefSeq and is a predicted model, not a curated record. The coding region runs from base 3809 to 5161 and encodes 450 amino acids. Gene Ontology annotation, cellular component: cytoplasmic ribonucleoprotein granule; nucleus.